GAAGGAGAAGAGGAGAAGGGACAGUGUUUAGUCACCAAAAACAAUGUCCACUUCAAUCCUCAAGCCCACCCUCAUCCUCCUCCUCUUCACUUUCUCUCUCCUUGCCUCACCGGUGCUCUCCGUCGUGCCCGAGGAGUGCACCGCCGAGGAAGGUGAUUGCAUCGACAAGGCCAAGGCCCUCCCCCUCAAGAUCAUUGCCAUCGUCUCCAUCCUCGUCACGAGCCUGAUCGGUGUUUGCUCACCGCUAUUCACCCGCGCAGUCCCGGCCCUCCACCCUGACCGUGACCUCUUCGUCAUUGUCAAAUGCUUUGCAGCAGGCAUCAUCCUCGCCACUGGGUUCAUGCACGUGCUGCCCGACUCAUUCGACAUGCUGUCCUCACAAUGUUUGAAGGACAACCCUUGGCACAAGUUUCCGUUCACCGGAUUCGUCGCCAUGCUGAGUGCCAUCAUGACGCUGAUGGUGGACUCGAUGGCGACGAGCGUGUAUAGCCAGAAGAACAACAUCGGCGUCAUUCCCGAGACUGAGGGCGGUGAGGGUGGCCACGAUGACCGGGAGAUGGGUGUGGUUACUGCGGCGCAUUUGCCUAGCCCCGGCCACCACCACGGCCACCACCACCACCACGGGGCUGCAACGAAGGUGGAGGCCGUGAGUUCUCAGCUGCUUCGGUACCGUGUAGUUGCAAUGGUGCUGGAGCUAGGAAUAGUGGUACACUCAGUGGUGAUAGGGCUUGGAUUGGGAGCCUCAAGCAAUGUUUGCUCCAUCAAAGGCCUUGUGGCUGCUCUUUGCUUCCAUCAAAUGUUUGAAGGCAUGGGUCUUGGUGGCUGCAUUCUUCAGGCAGAGUACAAGUGGCUGAAGAAGGUGGUGAUGGUGUUCUUCUUCGCGGUGACAACCCCUUUCGGGAUCGCUCUGGGGAUCGCACUGUCGAGUACGUACCGGGAGAACAGCCCAAAAUCGCUCAUCACGGUCGGCCUGCUCAAUGCAUCGUCUGCGGGACUCCUGAUCUAUAUGGCCCUGGUCGACCUCCUCGCCGCCGACUUCAUGGGGCCGAAGCUGCAGCGCAGCAUCAAGCUCCAGAUCAAGUCCUAUGCUGCCGUGCUCCUGGGUGCUGGUGGCAUGUCUCUCAUGGCCAAGUGGGCUUGAGGUCAUACUAGUUAUCCUCAAUGACAAAAUGUGUAAAUGGGUGGAUUUUCUGUUUUCUUUUUGCCUUUUGGUUUAUGCUCAUGCUACAUGUGUGUUUGGCUUUCGACUUCUCAACAACUAAAGAUUAUGUGAUCAUCGUGCACAUGA
Eucalyptus grandis is the source of this 1288-nucleotide messenger RNA. Its product is annotated as fe(2+) transport protein 1-like. The transcript has 3 exons. Gene Ontology annotation, cellular component: plasma membrane. Gene Ontology annotation, biological process: zinc ion transmembrane transport. NCBI's taxonomy places the organism in Eukaryota, Viridiplantae, Streptophyta, Magnoliopsida, Myrtales, Myrtaceae. Gene Ontology annotation, molecular function: zinc ion transmembrane transporter activity. The record is from RefSeq and is a predicted model, not a curated record. The coding region runs from base 44 to 1141 and encodes 365 amino acids.